UGAGAGGAGCUGUACCUGUGCCAAGCUAAAAAGUAGGCUACGCCUCUCAAAGUUUGCCAGUUCAGGCGGAAAGCUUCCAGCAGCACGAUCGUCUGUAAAAGAUCAAAAAGAAGCACUUAUAGUCAUGGGAGACCCAGUAAACAUCACAGAUGAAUCCCAGAGGGGGAACUCGUCUUACAUCAGCAGAGGGAACGUACAAGUUAUGGCGACAGUUGUAUACUGUGUGGCAUUUCUCCUUGGCACUCUGGGAAACGGGCUGGUCAUUUAUGUGACAGGAUUCAAGAUGAAACAGACAGUCAACAUCAUAUGGUUUCUUAACCUUGCGGUGGCCGACUUUCUCUUUACUGCUUUCCUGCUCUUUGACAUUGUCUACAUCUCCAGAGGCUUCGUCUGGCCCUUUGGAGACUUCCUCUGCAAGCUCAAUACCCUGGUUGGAGUGCUGAACAUGUUCACCAGUGUCUUCCUGCUGAUGGUCAUCAGUCUUGACCGCUGCUUGUUAACAUGGAUGGCUGUAUGGGCGCAGAACAAACGCACCGUAUGCCAAGCCAAAGUCGUCUGUAUAACUAUAUGGUUAAUUUCCCUUGGUUGCAGUAUUCCAUACGGUGCUUAUAAACAAGUGUUUCAGUACAAAAACUCUACUGUUUGUGGUGCCCCAAGAAUCACUGCAACAGUUCAUAGAGAUCUCAUUAUUUUCAGAAGUGUGGUAGGGUUCUUUAUCCCCUUUGUUAUUAUCCUAGGAUCAUAUUUAGCUAUCGGUAAGCGUAUUAUAUCCCUUCAGAGAAAGAAGAAAUUAAAACCCUUCCGGAUCAUUCUGGCAGUAAUUCUGGCCUUUUUCCUCUGCUGGCUGCCAUUUCACGUAUUCCAGUAUUUGGACUUGAAGUGCAACUCUGACGGCGAUUUCAGCGGGACCCUUUGUAGGGUCGUGUCUGUUGGAGUGCCCCUAUCCACUAGUGUGGCAUUUCUAAACAGCUGCCUGAACCCCGUCCUGUAUGUCUUUUUGUGUGAGAACUUUCAACAGAAGUUCCGUCAGUCCAUCCUGUCCGCUCUAGAGAGCGUCUUUUUAGAGGAACAUCUCUUUAUAAACAUUGGCAAAUCCAAACACACACAAGCAAAACCCCUGAAUCAAGACCAAAUGAACGAAACUGGGGCCUUUCUAAUGACUCAGAAUAACUGAGAGUUAAACUUAUUUACACUGGCAGACAAAGUGGGCCAAAUAAGGAACUGUAUAAAAAUAAUUAUUUCCUUAUUGCAUUUGGCCAUUUGCAUCAUAUGUUCAUUGUGCAAUCUUCAAUAGGGUGAAAUUGACAUUUUAGACAAUAAUACAAUGUAGCAAACUAAUUUUAAAAAUUAAAGAAAAUUGAUGUGUUAUGGUAAUGGGUUCAUGAGAAUGACCCAUAUUGUACUUAAGAACGAAUCCAUAUACUUUUUCCCUAUUCAAAACAAUUUCUGUGAACUAUCAAAUAUGACUAACCAAUAGAUAUGGUGUAAAUAUGAUGUAAGAUUGCAUUUGGCCAUGUAGAGGUGUGUGACUUAAUAUGGCAUUCCAGAACACGUACUGAAAAUGCAAUUAGAAUCACUUAAGACAGUGGCCGAAUGUGUGCAAGGGUAAUUUACAUGUGACACACCGAUAUUUUGAUGUUUCUCUUCCCAAAGUGCGUAUCUAGCCUAAGGCUCUGUCCAAAUUCAGGGGUGCAUCCUUCGAAGAACGUGGUCUAUGAAGACAUGAGGCAAUUCCCAAUAUGGCUACUUAACUGUACUUGUAUACCCAUUUUAUGUCAUCUUCCAUUGCCGAAGACAAGUUCCAAUUCUUCAACAGAAGUACAGAGGACUGUAGAAAUCCUUGGAUGUCGUUCUUGCCCUGUCCCAAAUAUCAAGAAUGCAUUGGUGCACCCUUGCCAAAUGAGACCAGUUCCAUGAUUCAUUGUGCCCCAAAUUCUUGUGAGGCAAAUUAGCAAGACCAGUCUUACUAAGACCACAGGUACUAUUUUCAUAUUCUAGGUAUUGAGAAAUACCCUUAGCCUUUGUAGGCUGCGUUCUUCAAAGGUUGACCACUAUUUGUGUCACCAGCUGUUCCUGCCCUUACCCUUGAGUCUUAGCCAGGACACGCCCACUUUACCUCUGCAAAAUGAAUCUUGGGAUAUGUUGGCUACAAAAGAUCUAUCAGGUGCAUCCUUCGUGGAAAUGGGCCGAGAAGCCUUGUUGAACUGCUGUGACACACUCAGUCUUCGAGCGCAACUUUACAAGGAUACAGCCCCUGAAUUCGGUGUGUUCAGUGUAUUUAAACCCCAGACUUAAGUUGAUCAGAAAAUACGCUUAAGUGUAAAAAGCAUGCAGCUGCACACCUUUUUUACUUCAGCAUAUCGCAGACCCCCCAUAAAGCUUCUAUUACCCUCUUAAAAUGUAUUGGUAACAAUCCUAAUUUUCUUUAUGAACAUAAUAAAAUGAAAACCAGACUUAGUACUAAAUUCAGGGUAGCUUUUGACACCUUUUCAUGACUAUAUACAGUGGAACCUUGGAACUCGAACGCCUCUUAAUUGGAUCAACUUGGACAUUAAACAGGUCUGUUUAAUUUUUUUCGACUUGUACCUAGACUGAAAUCAUGGAACUUGACCGUUCCUGCUAAAAUUUAUAUCCAAUCCAAUCCAACUUUAUUUAUAAAGCACUUUAAUCAAACCAGCACAGGACCAAAGUGCUGUAUAGUAAAUAAGUUAAGAAAUUAGAUUAAAUGAAACAGCAUCAUAAAAAUAAGAACAAAAAUAAAACACAUAAUACAUAACGGCCCUAUAUUAAAACAAUAUAAAACAACAUAUAAUUAACUAAAACAAUCAAAAUGAAAAAGAGCUAAAACACACAUUUCACAAGGUGACAAAGGCCAGGGUAUAGAGAUUUUUAUAGAUGUUUUUAGAAGUGAUUUAAAAACAGAGUAGAGGCCUGUCUAAUAAUAAGGCAAAUCAUUCCACAGUUUGGGAGCUUCUACAGCAAAGGCAUAGUCUCUUGCAAGUUUACACUUAGUCCUGGGUACAUUCAGGAGCAGCUGAUUGGCUGACCUGAGAAAGCAGGUGGGUGUAUAAGGCAGUAGCAGCUCAGAGAGAUAGGAUGGGGCAAAAGCUAAAAAAGAGUAAAGCUAAAAUAGGGGAAAUGGGCUCAAACUUCUGAGUGCCAGUUAAAAGACGAGCUUGUAUGGGUUGAGACACGUUCAACUCUGCCAAUUCAGAACUUAAAUGGGGCGGUAAAGUGCUUUGGAGCAUGGGAUUGACAUUUGUUUGAUGUUUAUCGCUUUUGUAUGCGUGCUUUUUCAUGUGUGUAUUAGCUUUAUAUUGAUUGUCAAUGCUUUUUUAUCAUUAAUAAGGUAGGUAGAUAAGUUUAAAUAAUGGAUUAAAUUCAUUUACAUUAUUUCUUAUGUGGAAAUGUAACCUGAACCUCAACCAAAUCACAGUUUGUGUUUCAAGCUACCACUGUAUUUGUUUUUAAUUUGCGUUGUAUAUUAUAAUACUAAAUAAAUAAACUUACAAUAACACUA
Molecule: messenger RNA, 3520 nt
Organism: Brienomyrus brachyistius
Lineage: Eukaryota; Metazoa; Chordata; Actinopteri; Osteoglossiformes; Mormyridae
Product: C3a anaphylatoxin chemotactic receptor-like
Exons: 2
Coding region: 125-1174 (349 amino acids)
Biological process (GO): phospholipase C-activating G protein-coupled receptor signaling pathway; inflammatory response; complement receptor mediated signaling pathway
Cellular component (GO): plasma membrane
Molecular function (GO): complement receptor activity; G protein-coupled receptor activity
Source: RefSeq, a predicted model, not a curated record